This is a messenger RNA of Manis pentadactyla (Chinese pangolin), 2775 nucleotides long. It is a transcript of the gene FAP, whose product is annotated as fibroblast activation protein alpha. Gene Ontology annotation, molecular function: serine-type endopeptidase activity; dipeptidyl-peptidase activity. The record is from RefSeq and is a predicted model, not a curated record. Gene Ontology annotation, biological process: proteolysis. Lineage: Eukaryota; Metazoa; Chordata; Mammalia; Pholidota; Manidae. The transcript has 26 exons. Bases 205 to 2484 code for a protein of 759 amino acids.
AACGCCCCCAAAAUCUGUUUCUAAUUUUACAGAAAUCUUUUGAAAUUUGGCCCGGUAUUCAAACGUCCAUGGAACGAAAAAAACUUUGUUCUAGCUUCAGCUCCCAGCUCUGAAGACAGACUUGUUCUUUUCAACGGUUUUCACAGAUCCGGUGACCCACGCUCUGAAGUCAGACUCAGCUAACUUUCAAAAACAUCUGGAAAAAUGAAGACAUGGUUAAAAAUUGUGUUCGGAGUUGCCAUCUCUGCUGUGCUUGCUCUAUUGGUGAUGUGCAUUGUCUUACGUCCUUCAAGAGUUCCUGACUCUGAAGGAAAUACAACAAGAGCACUCACACUGAAGGAUAUUUUAAAUGGGACAUUUUCCUACAAAACAUUUUUUCCAAACUGGAUUUCAGGACAAGAAUAUCUUCAUCAAUCUACAGAUAAUAAUGUAGUAUUUUAUAACAUUGAAACAGGAGAAUCAUAUACCAUUUUAAGUAACACCACCAUGAAAAGUGUGAAUGCUUCAGAUUAUGCCUUAUCACCUGAUCGGCAAUUUGCAUAUCUUGAGAGUGAUUAUUCAAAGCUUUGGAGAUACUCUUACACAGCAACAUAUCACAUCUAUGACCUCAGGAAUGGAGAAUUUUUAAGAAGUGAGCUUCCUCGUCCAAUUCAGUAUUUAUGCUGGUCGCCUGUUGGGAGUAAAUUAGCCUACGUCUAUCAAAACAAUAUCUAUUUGAAACAAAGACCAGAAGACCCACCUUUUCAAAUAACAUACAAUGGAAGAGAAAAUAAAAUAUUUAAUGGAAUCCCUGACUGGGUUUAUGAAGAGGAAAUGCUUGCUACAAAAUAUGCUCUCUGGUGGUCUCCUAAUGGAAAAUUUUUGGCAUAUGCAGAAUUUAAUGAUACUGAGAUACCAGUUAUUGCCUAUUCCUAUUAUGGUGAUGAACAAUAUCCUAGAACGAUAAAUAUUCCAUACCCAAAGGCUGGAGCUAAGAAUCCUGUGGUUCGGUUAUUUAUUAUCGAUGCCACUUACCCCGAAUAUGUAGGUCCCAGAGAAGUGCCAGUUCCAACGAUAAUAGCCUCCAGUGAUUAUUAUUUCAGUUGGCUCACAUGGGUUACAGAUGAAAGAAUAUGCUUGCAGUGGCUCAGAAGAAUCCAGAAUGUUUCAGUCUUGUCCAUAUGUGAUUUCAGGGAAGAUUGGCAUGCAUGGGAUUGUCCAAAGACCCAGGAGCAUAUAGAAGAAAGCAGAACUGGAUGGGCUGGUGGAUUCUUUGUUUCAACACCAGUUUUCAGCUCUGAUGCCAUUUCAUACUACAAAAUAUUUAGCGACAAGGAUGGCUACAAACAUAUUCACUAUAUCAAAGACACUGUGGAAAAUGCUAUUCAAAUUACAAGUGGCAAGUGGGAGGCCAUAAAUAUAUUCAGAGUAACACAGGAUUCACUGUUUUAUUCUAGCAAUGAAUUUGAAGGCUAUUCUGGAAGAAGAAAUAUCUACAGAAUUAGCAUUGGAAGCUAUCCUCCAAGCAAGAAGUGCAUUACUUGCCAUCUAAGAAGAAAAAGGUGCCAAUAUUACACAGCAAGUUUCAGUGACCACGCGAAGUACUACGCACUCGUCUGCUAUGGCCCAGGCCUCCCCAUUUCUACCCUUCACGAUGGCCGCACAGAUCAAGAAAUUAAAAUCCUGGAAGAAAACAAGGAAUUAGAAAAUGCUUUGAAAAAUAUCCAGCUGCCCAAAGAGGAAAUUAAGAAACUUGAAGUGGAUGAAAUGACUCUAUGGUACAAGAUGAUUCUUCCUCCUCAGUUUGACAGAUCAAAGAAGUAUCCCUUGCUAAUUCAAGUGUAUGGUGGUCCCUGCAGUCAGAGCGUAAAGUCUGUGUUCGCUAUUAGUUGGAUAUCUUAUCUUGCAAGUAAAGAAGGGAUAGUCGUUGCCUUGGUUGAUGGUCGAGGAACAGCCUUCCAGGGUGACAAACUCCUGUAUGCAGUCUAUCGAAAGCUGGGUGUCUAUGAAGUCGAGGACCAGAUCACAGCUGUCAGAAAAUUCAUAGAAAUGGGUUUCAUUGAUGAAAAAAGAAUAGCCAUAUGGGGCUGGUCCUACGGAGGGUAUGUUUCAUCGCUGGCCCUGGCUUCAGGAACUGGUCUUUUCAAAUGCGGGAUAGCCGUGGCUCCGGUCUCCAGCUGGGAAUAUUACGCAUCUAUCUACACAGAGCGAUUCAUGGGCUUCCCAACAAAGGAUGAUAAUCUCGAGCACUAUAAAAAUUCAACUGUGAUGGCAAGAGCAGAAUAUUUCAGAAAUGUAGACUAUCUUCUCAUCCACGGAACAGCAGAUGAUAAUGUGCACUUUCAAAACUCAGCACAGAUUGCUAAAGCUCUGGUUAACGCACAAGUGGAUUUCCAGGCAAUGUGGUACUCCGACCAGAACCACGGCAUCUCCGGCCUGUCCACGAAGCACUUAUACACCCACAUGACCCACUUCCUAAAGCAAUGUUUUUCUUUGUCAGACUAAAAAUGGUGCAGAUCCAAGCUGGACCACAAUCUGAACACUGCUUAUAAAUGCCUCAGACCAUUUGCUUGUUUUACUUUUUAUGCUGUUAAAUGUUGGUAUAAACAAACAAACGGAUGUUGUUCUAAAGGCUGGCAAGAAAUUAGGAGGACUCAGAAGUUCAACCUAAAUAUUGUUUACAUUUUCUGGCACUCUGUGGAAGAGGAGAAAAAAGCCAUGCCUUGUACUUUGGACAUGAACCGCAUUUUCCCCUGUUCGUCUGAGGAAUAAAAUAAAGUCAGAAAUUAAAGUGCU